CGGCGCCGCCCCUCCUCGGGGUCAGCCCGGCUGCGCGCGGCUCGGGCGGGCGCCGGGUCUCGUCCCAGUCAGGACCCGGGCGCGGGCGCGAUGGCGAGCGCGGCACUGAGGGUCGCCGGGCGGCAGCUGAGCCAGCGCAGCGGGGCCGGAGCCCCCGUCCUCCUGCGGCAGAUGUUUGAGCCCAAGAGCUGCACCUACACGUACCUGCUGGGAGACAGGGAGUCCCGCGAGGCGGUCCUGAUCGACCCGGUUCUGGAGACGGCGCCUCGGGAUGCCCAGCUGGUCAAGGAGCUGGGGCUGCGGCUGCUGUACGCUGUGAACACCCACUGCCACGCCGACCACAUCACAGGCUCAGGGCUGCUGCGCUCCCUGCUGCCCGGCUGCCGGUCGGUCAUCUCCCGCCUCAGUGGGGCCCAGGCUGACUUGCACAUCGAGGAGGGCGAUGCCAUCCGCUUUGGACGCUUU
This is a messenger RNA of Oryctolagus cuniculus (rabbit), 465 nucleotides long. Lineage: Eukaryota; Metazoa; Chordata; Mammalia; Lagomorpha; Leporidae. The record is from RefSeq and is a predicted model, not a curated record.